GUGAAAUCCCGACUGAAACCCGAGGGGAAGCCAGAAACCCGACGGGAAGCCAGAAACCCGACGGGAAGCCAGAAACCCGAGGGGAAGCCAGAAACCCGACGGGAAGCCAGAAACCCGAGGGGAAGCCAGAAACCCGACGGGAAGCCAGAAACCCGAGGGGAAGCCAGAAACCCGACGGGAAGCCAGAAACCCGAGGGGAAGCCAGAAACCCGACGGGAAGCCAGAAACCCGACGGCUCUUACCUAGGAGAUGGGCCUUAUCCAA
Perkinsus marinus ATCC 50983 is the source of this 264-nucleotide messenger RNA. RefSeq lists its product as hypothetical. The annotation marks the transcript as partial. The transcript has a single exon. NCBI's taxonomy places the organism in Eukaryota, Perkinsozoa, Perkinsida, Perkinsidae. The record is from RefSeq and is a predicted model, not a curated record.